AUGGCAAAGGGCGGUGGUUCGCAGCUGUCCCAGCUCAAGUCCAAACUUCAUAGCUCAGGCGUCACAGACCGUCGGCAACUAUCCAAAAAGUCUCGCUCUCGCAAGGGUGGGCAAGACGAGAAAGAUGCCGCCGCAUCCCGCUUGAACAAGAUCAACUCGAUCGUCUCUGGUCUCAACCCAUUCGACACAAAGGUCACCAAGCCAAAGCAUGAAGUGCUUGGACGUAAGAUCAAGGGCGCUGUUGGCCGUCCUGGUGCUGCUAAAGCAAGUGGUCUCGCACAACGAAGAGAGACACUGCUUCCAGAAUGGCAGGCACGCAACCGCUCGGGCACCUUCGUCGACCGACGUUUCGGUGAGAACGAUGCCAACAUGACACCAGAGGAGAAAAUGUUGGAACGAUACGCCACCGAAAAGCAAAGGAGAGCAGCAAAGGGUGCUGCUUUCAACCUCAACGAUGAUGACGAGUUGCUCACACAUUACGGACAGUCGCUCAGCGGGUUGGAUGAUCUAGCUGAUAUUCGACUUCCGGGAGAUGACGAUGACGAAGAGGAUACUGGCCGACUCACCGCACAAGGUCACUUCGGCGGCUUCGGCGAGAAUGAAGAUGGCGACAAGUCCAAGGCCGACGUCAUGCGCGAAGUUAUUGCCAAGUCCAAAUACCACAAGCUCGAACGCCAAAAGAUGAAAGACGCCGACGACGAACUUCGAGAGCAGCUAGAUGACGAACUCGCAGACAUACGUGGACUUCUCUACGAUCAAGCUCCUGUCCCAACACCAGCGCCAGCACCAGACCCGAAGGCCAAAGCAAAGAUCAAUGUCUUUCCCGGUCCAGCCGCUACUGGUGCCAAUGCAACUGCCAUCGUCGGUAACGCCAAGAUGGAGUCACAAGAAGGUGCUGAGGAGAAGCCUGCCAGCUCCUAUGAUACGUUUGUCCGCGAGUUGGCGUUCGAGCGCAGAGCAAAGCCGCAAGACCGACUCAAGAGCGAGGAGGAGCUGGCCGCUGAGGAGGCACAGAGAUUGAUGAAGGCAGAGAAGGCACGCUUGAAGCGAAUGCGUGGCGACAGUGAUGACGAAGGCGAGGAAGAGGAAGAGGAAGAGGGAGGACGUCGCAAGCGCAAGAAGGGUACUGGCCCUUCAUCAGGAACCAAGCGUGCAGCACAGGCCGACGACCUUGACGAUGAUUUCGAGCUGGAUGGUAUGACUGCUGGUGAGGUGUACGGUCUUGGUGCGGGUCUUGCUGAGAGUGGUGCUGUCGAUGAGGGCGACGACGAGGAACAGGAUGAGGACGGCGAAGAGGAAGAGGACGAGGAUAAGGAGGAAGGUGGCGAGGGCUCAGAAGGUGGGGAAGAUGAGGAAGAGGAUGACGAGGACGACUUCGCCGAUCUGGCUGACGCAGACGAUGCAAUUCAGAUUGGCGAAGACCAAGAGUCGGAGCAAGAAGGUGACCAUGAAGCGCUCACAGGCAGCUCCUCUAAAGCUGGUUCAUCCAGCCAAGGUGGCAAAGCAGGCGCGUCAAAAGCAAAAUCGACACCUGUCACCGAAACCAAGCUGCCCUUCACCUUCCCUUGCCCCGCAACCCACGACGAGCUUCUGUCGCUCCUUGAAGCUCACUCGAUCGAGCCCAAGCAUAUCCCCACCGUCAUCAAGCGUAUCCGCACACUCCACCACCCCAGUCUGGCCGAAGACAACAAGUACCGCCUGCAAGCGCUCAUCGGCGUCCUCAUCGAUCACGCUCUGCAUUGGGCUGGUCAAGCACAACUCCACCAAUCAAAGACAGGCGAGAAGCACAAGCUAGCAUUCGCUAUCGUCAACUCGGUCAUCCCACACAUCUUCAGUCUCUCGCAGAACUACCCUGCAGCCUCAGCAGAACACUUUGUGGGCAAGCUCGCUCUCAUGCAGCGCAACCUUUCUCGAGGUCUCGCCAAGGGUCCCAUCGAGGCUGAUGCAAGGACGUGGCCAAGGUUGCCCGAGUUGACAAUGUUGAGGUUGGUGGGCUCGGUUUGGCCGACAUCCGAUAAGCAGCACAAUGUGACAACACCGUUGGCAUUGUUGAUCGCUCAGUAUUUGGGCCACGCAAGGAUCAGGUCGGUAAGCGACUUGGCUUCGGGUCUCUUCUUGUGUUCGCUGGUGGUGUCGAACGAGAAGGAAAGCAAGAGACUGUUCCCUGAAGCGCUCAACUUCCUCUUCUCGGCGGUCGCUAUCUUGGCACCGUUGGGUGGAGAGAAGAAGCAGCGCCAAGGUUUGGCAAAGGUCCGUGCUGUAGCGGAAGAGUACGGUAUCCCAACUCCUGACGUCAAUGCACAUCAUACUCGCCACCUCCGUCUUUCCGGCGAGGACUCGGUCGAGCAAGCACAGGAAGCGGUCGACCUUCCGAGCUUGAUCACCUCCAAAUCAACCGACGACUCCGCCUUGCAGCAGCAACAAUCCUCAACCCUCCUUCCCGUCGCGCUUUCCCUCAUUUCUAACUUCAGCGAGCUCUACAACGGCUCUACAUCCUACGUCGAGCUCUUCACUCCCUUCUCUACCCUCCUUUCGCUCUCACUUUCGACUUCUUCCUCCGCCCUCUCUACCAGCCUGGACCGCAAUCUCAAGAACGCCUCCUCCUCCCGCCGCUACUUGAGAUUGCAGGCCCACCGAGCAAUCGCCAUCGCCUCUCACGUCCCCAAGUUCGACCAACAGGGUUACAAUCCAGACCGCAAGUCUGCCCUCGACCCCGAUGCCGAGCGUGUCCAGAUGCAAAAGAUGAAGGCGCUCAUCAAGAAGGAGCGCAAGGGCGCGAUUCGCGAGUUGCGCAGAGACAACCAGUUCAUUGCAGAGGUCCGGAGACAGGAUCAGGCAGAGGAAGAUCAGAGUUACAAGAAGAAGAUGGACAAGAUCAUGUCGACGUUGCAGGUGGAGAGAAGCGAGCAGAAGCAAUUGGAGAGGGCAAAGGCCAACAUCAAGAGACGUGCGGGCAAGAAGUGA
Messenger RNA from Ustilago hordei, 2964 nucleotides. RefSeq lists its product as uncharacterized. The transcript has 2 exons. The record is from RefSeq and is a predicted model, not a curated record. Gene Ontology annotation, cellular component: small-subunit processome; nucleolus; Noc4p-Nop14p complex. Gene Ontology annotation, biological process: maturation of SSU-rRNA. NCBI's taxonomy places the organism in Eukaryota, Fungi, Basidiomycota, Ustilaginomycetes, Ustilaginales, Ustilaginaceae. Bases 1 to 2964 code for a protein of 987 amino acids.